AUGCCUCUUGGGCUGGACGACGAUGAACUCGAAGCCUUCAUCGGCAUAUACAAAAUGAGACCAAAUUCAGAGAUCAAGGACACACGUCCCCCACAACGGCAAAGACCCGACAGAGAUUCUUGCCUCUCAUUGGCGACAGGGCCGUCGACUCGACAUGAUCUGUCGUGUGGUCGAGGAAGGGAGCAAAAAGAGAAAGAGUUACAGCAUCCCAGUCCAGUCGAAGAAGAAAGAUCCGACAGUCUCUUUAGUUCGCCUGUAACGGCCUCGCCCCGGACGAAAGCAACUAUCCACAGUCUGAGGGAGGGCAAAGGCGACACCAAGCGCUAUAGUUUUCUACACUGGUAUGACGAAGCGCAACAGGAGCCUCGAAGACUGACCCACAGCGCUUCUCUCCCUCCUAUCUCAUCUCUUCAAUACCAGCCAACACCUGCAAGAAGUACUUUAUGGGGGCAGUUCAGUUGGGCGGGCGAAUUCGAGAAGGAGCUGCGAGAUAUCGAAGUCCAACUCACCCGCAAGACCAAGGCGAGAUCGGCUGCUAAGUCUUCCCAUGUUCGGAGUCAGUCGGCCACUUCAUCAACGAGCUCUUCGCAGUCUCAAACUCAGAAAGGGACCUUGAGUUUCUGGAAAGUGAAGAAGGACGCGCAUUUGCAGGGGACGACUUCGUCAUCCACCAAUACGGAUGAUGGCGUCGGUGCUGCAGAACAAUCUGCCCUCAGUGCCGCUGUUCCACCGAGACAUACAAGCACAGAAAAACGAUCGUCGACUCGCUUCGAUUGGUUAGUGAAGCAUUCUGCAGGGUUGUGGUAG
Molecule: messenger RNA, 807 nt
Organism: Fonsecaea pedrosoi CBS 271.37
Lineage: Eukaryota; Fungi; Ascomycota; Eurotiomycetes; Chaetothyriales; Herpotrichiellaceae
Exons: 1
Coding region: 1-807 (268 amino acids)
Source: RefSeq, a predicted model, not a curated record